Messenger RNA from Mesorhabditis spiculigera, 2409 nucleotides. Lineage: Eukaryota; Metazoa; Nematoda; Chromadorea; Rhabditida; Rhabditidae. The record is from the annotation of a GenBank genome assembly.
AUGACUAGCGUGCCAUUUCAGGUAGAUGACGUCAACGGGUUUGACGACUCGGUUGUGGAGAACUUCCUACAGCGCAUCGAGAGGCACAACAUCAAGAGGGAGGAUUUGGACGUGACAAACAUCUACGGCUACAUCCACCUGUACGACUCGGUGAAGCUGUACGCGCUGGCGGUCAGGCAGACGCUCAAUGAGACUGGAAACCCGGCGUUCGUCACGAACGGCGAGUACAUUUGGAACAAGAUGCGCCGGAUGAGCUUUGAAGGCGUCAUCUCGUUGGCGGGCACUGCCGGCAGUGAGGCUUCGAUCGGCACGGUGCUGAUGGACGAUCUGGCCGAUCGCGCGCCGAUUUUCGCCGCAUUUUAUAUCUCGCCGACCAGAGAAAAAGUGGUGAAGAUUGUCAACAUGGAGUCGCAGUUGCUGGCGAAUUGUGAUGGGCUCAAGAAUCGGAGCGGAUGUUUUGUUUUGAAACUAAGCGACGUGUCUUCCGGGUUCUGGCCAAGCACCGACGGACACAUGCCGUUGGAUGAGCCGUUAUGCGGGUAUCGGGGUCAGCGAUGCUCUUAUUACCUCGAAAUCACUAUCGGAGCGGUGUGUAUCGUGAUUUUGGCGGCGUCCUGCUCUGGAUACUGCGUUUACAAAUAUUGGGAGCAGCGUCAGCUGAACAAAAUGCCCUGGCGCGUCUUCCACGACGACCUGAAUUUCAUCGACGAGGAUCAGGUCAAGAGUAUGAUGUCGAUCAGUUCUCAAAAUACGAAAAUCUCGAAUAUGUCGACCGGACAGAAGAAGCACGUGAUAAUUGGGGUGAACACGCAUGCAACGUAUCAUCGCUACACACAACGCCGCCCGAUCAAAUUCGUCAACGAGGACUUGCAGCUGUUGACCCAGAUGAAGCAAUGCGUGCACGACAACAUCAACCCGUUCCUCGGGAUGGCGUUCAACGAAAAGGAGGAGAUGUUGGUGCUGUGGAAGUUCUGCUCGCGCGGUACUGUGCAGGACAUCAUCUACAACAAGAGCAUCACCGUCGACGAGAAAUUCCAUGCGGCUUUCGUGCGCGACAUCACGCUGGGCCUGGAAUACCUGCACGCCAGUCCGAUUGGAUACCACGGCUCGUUGACACCGUGGUGUUGUCUGAUCGACCGGAAUUGGAUGGUGAAAGUGUCCGAUUUCGGCAUUGCCAACCCGUUGGAGAGGUGGGAAAAGCAGGGCGCGAUCUACGUGGAUUCGGCCGCCGACGAGAAUGAUCGCAGCCAGGCCGCCCAGACGACCAGCAUUCUGUACCAGCCACCGGAAAUGCUGAAAAACCGUGAAGCCAACAAACGGCGGGGAAUGGAUCAGCAAUGGUUGAAGCAGACGCUGAGUCGUCGCCAGGCCGGCGACAUCUACUCGUUCGGGAUGGUGAUGUACGAGAUUUUGUUCCGGUCGUUGCCCUACCGUGACCACACUGAUAUUAAUGCGCUUUGCGCCGGGAUCCAGGAGGGCGGUCGGGUGCCGUCUCCGCAGAUUCAAGACGAGCUGGGAUGUCAUCCGGAUUUGUGUGCAUUGCUGAGGGACUGCUGGUCAGAAAACCCGGAGAUCCGGCCGAGUAUCCGGCGAGUACGGCUCAAUACGGAAUCCGUGCUAAAAACCAAGGGAUCGUUGGUGGAUCAGAUGAUGCGGUUGAUGGAGCAGUACGCGAACAACCUGGAAAAAAUUGUGAAGGAGAGAACAGGAAUGUUGGAAGAAGCGAACAUUCGAGCCGACAAGCUUCUCACCCAACUCCUGCCAAAGUACGUCUCGAACGAGCUGAAAAUGGGCCGCGCCGUCCCGCCGAAGCUCUUCAACUCGGCUACUGUGCUUUUUUCGGAUAUCGUUGGUUUCACCACCCUGUGCUCCUCGUCGACCCCGCUCGAGGUGGUGAACAUGCUCAACGGGCUGUACACCGGUUUUGACGAGUGUAUCACGAAGAAUGAAGGAUAUAAGGUGGAGACGAUCGGCGACGCGUACAUGGUAGUUUCCGGAAUUCCCGAGGAAAACGGCGUCAACCAUAUCAAGCACAUUGCCAAUAUCGCCCUGGAUAUGCGCGAGUACCUAACGACGUUCGAAAUCCCGCAUCGACGCAACCAACGGAUCAAAUGCCGUUGGGGAUUCCACACGGGACCCGUGGCCACCGGUGUCGUCGGUCAGACGGCGCCUAGAUACUGUCUGUUUGGCGAUACGGUGAAUACGGCGUCGCGGAUGGAGUCGUCGGGGAUGCCGGGAAUGAUACAGUGCUCCAAGGAGGCCCACAGCUUCAUGCAGGCCAACUUCGACACGUUCAGGACGUCGGAACGUGGCGAGAUCGAGAUCAAGGGCAAGGGCCCGGCGGUAACGUAUUGGCUGGAGGGACGUAUCGAGGCGCCGGCGCAGCCGAAAUUUGACAAUCUUGGUUUU